UUACUCCACUCAUUUCUCCUGAAGGAUGAGAUCCCUGAAACACCUCAAACAUCACUCCAGGAACAAUGUGGAGGAGGAGAGCAGCCGCUUGGUGCGGAGCUACCCCAAGAUGACUGAGGGACAAGUGGAUGUGGGAACGCAGACAGAACCUGUGGUGGUGCUAUCUCUAGCUCAGGCAGCCGUUCUUGGCCUCAUCUCCCAGAAUGAAAUCUUUGGGGCCACUAUUGCUCCUAAUGGCUUUUACACUGGGGAGCCCAGAGAGUGUCCUCCUCCUCCACCUGAGGCAAUGGAGUAUGAAUAUGCUGACCCGCUGAUAGGGGCCAAUGGGGACUACCUGGCUGAGCCUGCUGGGGAGCCAGAGCCCCAGCCUCAAUGCAGUGAAAGAAGACGGCCUGGGCCCCGUGGUAGGACCAAAAGGCCCAGGACCAAUGGAGAAUUAGAGGGCCACCCACAAAAAUUACCAGGUCCACACACUCAGGUUAAAGGUGAGAGACUUGAGUCUGACAUGCCUCCUUCCUGCAUUCACAUGAACAGCAGGCCUAGUCCUGGCAUGGCAGAGGAUCCAGUCACCCAACAAGGAUCUCUGAAAGAAGAGCAGUCCUGUGGAAACUGUUCUUCUUGUGUGAGAGAUACACCCAGGCAACAAACAGAUGGACAACCAGAACAGGAACAAAAAGAAACCAUUGGUAGAGAAAGAGAGAGGAAGGAGGAGGAGUUAGUGGUGGAGGAAGAAGAGGAGGAGGCACUAAACCUCAAGACAAGUGGAGAGACUGGCAGUCCUCUAGAGAACCGCUACUAUGAGUCCAGUGAGGUUGCCUAUGAGUCCGCUGACAUGUCCCUGCCAGGAGAGCAAGAGGAGAACGGCCAGGCCAUGCUGUGGUCAGACCCAGAGGGCCUUGCCAGGCGAAUGCAGAUUGACCGGCUGGAUAUCAACGUACAGAUCGAUGAGUCUUACUGCGUAGAUGUUGGAGAGGGUCUGAAACGCUGGAAGUGUCGCAUGUGUGAGAAGUCAUACACAUCAAAAUAUAACCUUGUCACUCAUAUUCUGGGCCAUAAUGGAAUCAAGCCCCAUGAAUGUCUACACUGUGGAAAACUCUUCAAGCAGCCGAGCCACCUCCAGACUCAUUUGCUCACCCACCAGGGAACCCGACCUCACAAGUGCACUGUUUGUGAGAAGGCCUUCACACAAACCAGCCACCUGAAGAGGCACAUGCUGCAGCAUUCAGAUGUUAAGCCCUACAGCUGCCGCUUCUGUGGCCGCGGCUUUGCCUACCCCAGUGAACUGAGGACCCACGAAAACAAACAUGAGAAUGGUCAGUGUCAUGUCUGCACCCAAUGUGGUCUGGAGUUCCCAACCUAUGCCCACCUGAAGCGCCACCUGACCAGUCACCAGGGCCCAACCACGUACCAGUGCACGGAGUGCCACAAGUCCUUCGCUUACCGCAGCCAGCUGCAGAACCACUUGAUGAAGCACCAGAACGUGCGGCCCUAUGUCUGCCCUGAGUGUGGCAUGGAGUUUGUCCAGAUCCACCAUCUUCGACAACACGCUCUCACUCACAAGGUACUGGCAGCGCAAGCCCUCGCACUUAAGGGUAUGAAAGAAUUCAAGUGUGACGUUUGUGCCAGAGAGUUCACCCUGUCUGCCAACCUGAAGAGACACAUGUUGAUCCAUGCCAGCGUGAGGCCAUUCCAGUGCCACGUCUGCUUCAAGACCUUUGUCCAGAAGCAGACCCUUAAAACGCACAUGAUUGUUCAUCUGCCAGUCAAGCCUUUUAAAUGCAAGGUGUGUGGAAAGUCUUUCAACAGAAUGUACAACCUCCUCGGCCACAUGCAUCUCCAUGCCGGCAGCAAGCCCUUCAAGUGCCCUUACUGCACCAGCAAGUUCAACCUGAAGGGCAACCUCAGCCGACACAUGAAGGUCAAACACGGCAUCAUGGACACCUCAAUAGACGGACAAGAACCCCCCCAAGACACAGAAGGCCAGGAGGACUAUGAAGAGGAGAGCUUUGAAUUCAGCGAACGGGAAAACCGGGCUAACAACAACAACACACCAGACAUUGCUAAACUAUCUCAAAUGGAGUAUUACAGCACCUAUGGGAAGGGUGCAGGGCGCUUCAGCACUGCAUGAAUUAUUAAAAUCCCCACAAAUUGAAUAUAAACGAGAACUAUUGAAAACGGGAUUUUUUUGUUUUUUGGUGUUAAAGGUAUAGUGCCUGGGUUGUUCUUCAGUGGCAAGAAGAAGCCCAGCAAACUGCACAUUCAUAUGCACUGGAAUCACUCAUAAUGCUACAACAUUUGGAAAUGUAUACUUUUUACCUAAUUAAAUAUUUUUCAUCUCUAAAAUAUUGCAAAUCUACUGAGCAAAAUAUAUUAUAUUAGAGAAAAGUGGACUAUCUAAAAUAGGAGCAUUUAGGUUUAAAAAAAACUAUAUAAAUACAUUUAUGUUGUCAGUGGCUUAAAAACAAGAACAUCAUCGGAACCUCUUUUGAAAAGCAGACUUUUAGCUACAAGCAUUAAAGCAUAUGGUGACGCUAUACUGCACUUACUCAUUUAGACAAUCCCGGUCUCUCUCAAACAAAGUGAAGCAUUAAAGAAGGGAAUAAGUGUUAUUGCUCAUUUCACUUGCCAAAACUUAUCAAGUUGCAGAGGUUAAUGACUCAUUUUCAUUUACACUGUGAUUAAUUAAAUUUGAAGUCUGCAAAAUGACUUAAAUUCCUUUGGAUUUGCAAUCCGUGUUUUAUUGUAUAUUGUUGUACAGAAUGUAUCAGUCCUCUUGUAUGCUGGCUGGUACUGCAAUCAGUGCGUUGCACUGAAGACCACUGUGUCUACUUUUUAGGUUUUUGCAUUAACAAGCAUCGCCCUGCAUUGAUCUCUAGUCUAUGAAUGUAAUUGUUUCUGUGGAAUGUCUUACAACACUAAUAUUAAAAAAAAUAAUAAUUAAAGUACCCGCUUUAAUGGUAGGACCCCUUUACCAAAGAAUUGGAUCAAAUCAUGCAGCUGCUGGCACUGUCAGUCUUUUUUUAUUCUUGCUGUUGUGUUGGGACAUUAGAUUUCUUGCAGUCUGAUCACAGACCUCAUGAAAUUACAUUCAGGUUCCCCUGCCACCCAUCUGUAGAUCUCUUCAAAAGAUUACCACAGAGAACAGACUGUGGUACAGCUUCCCUUUCAACAAACCUCACAAUUUUCCUCCAUCAGACCUUCACAA
This is a messenger RNA of Monopterus albus (swamp eel), 3205 nucleotides long. It is a transcript of the gene znf710a, whose product is annotated as zinc finger protein 710a. The coding region runs from base 26 to 2128 and encodes 700 amino acids. The transcript has 5 exons. The record is from RefSeq and is a predicted model, not a curated record. Gene Ontology annotation, cellular component: nucleus. Gene Ontology annotation, molecular function: DNA-binding transcription factor activity, RNA polymerase II-specific; RNA polymerase II transcription regulatory region sequence-specific DNA binding. Gene Ontology annotation, biological process: regulation of transcription by RNA polymerase II. NCBI's taxonomy places the organism in Eukaryota, Metazoa, Chordata, Actinopteri, Synbranchiformes, Synbranchidae.